Triticum aestivum (bread wheat) is the source of this 1410-nucleotide messenger RNA. RefSeq names its product momilactone A synthase. The coding region runs from base 172 to 1080 and encodes 302 amino acids. Lineage: Eukaryota; Viridiplantae; Streptophyta; Magnoliopsida; Poales; Poaceae. The record is from RefSeq and is a predicted model, not a curated record. The transcript is spliced from 2 exons.
GAUUUUUCCAAACCACGCGAGGGGAACGCGACAGGUCCCAAAGACCCAAACGAAAAGACCAAGAACUCCAGGCUAGACCCGUUACCAGCCACUGCCUGGUUGAUCCGAAGAUCCACAGGCUUCGUCACUGCCAACUACCCUGUUGGCGAAGAGAAAAAUAGCGAGCAGACGAUGCUCAAAGCCGUGCAGCUCGUUCUCCGGGAGACGAGCAGAGUUCACGGGUUGACGGCGUCAGGUAUCGUCAAUGGCUUCUCCACGGCUCCGAACUCUCAGAGGUUAGCUGGUAAGGUGGCGGUCAUCACCGGCGCCGCGAGCGGCAUUGGCAAGGCGACGGCCAUGGAGUUCAUCAGGAACGGCGCCAAGAUCAUCAUCGCCGACGUGCAGGACGACCUGGGCCGCUCGGUCGCCGCGGAGCUCGGCCCGGACGCGGCCUACGUCCGGUGCGACGUCUCCGACGAGGCGCAGAUCGCCGCGGCCGUGGACCUCGCCGUGGAGCGGCACGGACACCUGGACGUCCUCUACAGCAACGCCGGCAUGUCCGGGUCCGUGACGCAGAUCGCCGUGGGCGCCCUCGACCUCGCCGACUUCGACCGCGUGAUGGCGGUGAACGCGCGUUCGGCGGUCGCGUGCAUCAAGCACGGCGCGCGCGUCAUGGCGCCGCGCCGCCGUGGCAGCAUCCUCUGCACAGCCAGCGUGAUGGGCGUGCUCACCUUCGGCGCCCCGGCCAUCGCGUACGCCGUCUCGAAGGCCACCGUCAUCGCGGCGGUGCGCGCGGCCGCGGGCCCGCUGGCGCGCGACGGCGUGCGGGUGAACGCCAUCUCGCCGCACGCCCUCGCGACGCCGCUGACGCUGCGGUCGAUGGCCGAGAUGUGCCCCGGCAUGGACGAGGCGGCGCUGAGGCGGGUGGUGGAGACGGACUGGAGCGAGCUGGGCGGGGCCGUGCUGGAGGCGGAGGACGUGGCGAGGGCGGCGUUGUACCUGGCGUCGGACGAGGCCAAGUUCGUCACCGGGCACAACCUGCUCGUCGACGGCGGGUUCACCGCGCACAAGGCUGUCGGCAUGCCGUCCGUGGCACGUUGAUCGUGGAGGGAUCAGUGGGCGCCAAACGUGCCAUGAUCGGGCUAGCUCGCGCCGUCGCUGAUGGCGUUGUAGUGUUCCACACCUCGAUUUCUACCGAAGAGAGCACCACCCUAAUUUCAUUUCAUCAACUAUACUUAAUUUCUUGGACACGGGAGUCAGACUCGUGGAGCCGGGCGGUUUUUGAAAUUUGGGAUUGGCCUCUCGAGUCAUUUCAUGAACUAAACUUUAAGUUCUUACACCCAGGGAGUCAGCUGGGCGGUUUGGGAGCCACUUUUAUUGUUGCUGAAACUAUUACUUUUGUGAUGAUAUUAUACUUCCUCCUUUCCAAAA